UAUAUACGAUUUAUUUACUUGCUUUAAAUCGGUGAAUUGCUCAUAGUUAAAAGCUAUGUUUUGUAAACAUAUAAAACAAAGAACAUUUGUAAAAUUGAAGUUUAUUUUCAUUUUAUUUGGAAUAGUUGCACAAGAAUCUAAAGCAGAAGUUACGCUAACUCCAUCUUCGUUAAACGUAGUGGAGAACAAUCCCCUGACACUGACAUGUUCUUACUCAGGCAGUCUAACUGUGGAGACUUACAUAAUGACACAGUCGUCAGCACAGACCUCAGUGGGAUCCUUGUUAGCAGACUGUUCUGUAUUUGAUAAACUACCAGAUCCAGCACUGUAUAAGUAUACAUGCCCGACAAACAAUCAACUGUCAUGGAGCAUCCGGAAAGUGACUAGAGUCAAUGAAGGUGAAACUUGGAGAUGUCUUGUAGGAUUUACAACAAUUGGAAGUGAGGACGCAAGUUUUACUAUAGCUGUACAAGUUCCAAUACAGAACGUUACAAUGACAAGUCCAACAGGAAGUGUUGUAACAGUGCAGGAGAAUAUAGAGACUGUAUUUGUAUGCCGUACAUCAGGAGGUUUACCAGCAGCUACUGUACGAUGGUUUCGGGAUCAAACAACUUCAAAUAUCACAGACGAUGUAGAAAUAACGACCUACGCCACGACGUCUAUCAGUAAAACUAACGAUAACCUGUUGUAUGUUACAAGUGUCUUGAGAUAUGCUCCACAGAAAUAUGAAAAUGGAAUGAAAAUCUACUGUGCUGCAAACAAUUCUGCUGAAACCUUAUUAUCAACUAAACAGGUCCUCCUGGAUGUUCAGUAUCCUCCGGAUGAUUCCCCAAUUAUACAAGGCGAUUACGAAACAUAUGUAAUCAUUGCAAACCAUACGGGUGUACUUUCCUGUUCAAUAAAGGGAGGCAAUCCAGUUGCAACGUUAACCUGGAACUGCUUUAAUACCGGAUCAGCAUCAGUUAUUGUUGGUACCACGGUAACAAAGAAUGUUACCUGGACUGCUUCACGUAAUCAAGACAGAUCCUGUACCUGUGGAUCAAGUCAUCCACUUGCCGAAUCACAGUCAGUUUCCGUCAAGGUUGAAACAUUGUACCCGCCAAAUCGACCAAUAAUUAAAGCCAAUGGCAUCAAUACUCCCAGAUCUGUCGACGUUAUCGAAGGUAUGUCUGUCUCUUUGGUAUGCGAGAGCAGCGGAAAACCAAACCCAGACACCUAUAUCUGGAUUAAAGGGGAAACAGCUAUCAAAAAUGGAAAAAGCCUAGCUUUCAGUAGCGUACAGAAACAAGAUGACGGUCAAUACAAAUGUAAAGCACAAAACACAAUGACACCAACGGCAGGAGUCAAGGAAAUUGGAACCAAUAUUUCUGUUGCAGACAUUAACGUUCUAUUUGCACCAACAGUUUUACAAAUGAAGAACGUAACUACCUUAACAGGAACAGCAUUAAAUGUUUCCUGUCCAGUAAUUCCAGGAAAUCCGUCUCUUGCAACGUUUAGAUGGAUAAGAAACAGUGACAGUAGAGAGUGGACAUCAAAGAUAUUGUAUCUAGAGAAGUCCACAAGAGCUGAUGCAACGAUUUAUAAAUGCGAAGCUCGAAAUAGGAUGACACCAAUUGGGUCUGAGUUACAAUACGGAGAAGACAACGGGAUCUUUUACCUGAACGUUUUAUAUCAAACAACAGUCACGUCAUUCUACAUUGCACAUGAAGGUCAGACAUUGGUUACAGUGAACGAACAUGGUGUAGAUAUCAAAAUAACUUGCGAAGUCGACAGCAAUCCUGCUUCCACUAUCAAAAUAACGUUUGGUGGUGAAAUAUUACAAGAACAGACCAACAUAAUGGCGCUGUCAUACACGCUCAAUGAUGUCACGUGUCUCCAGGCUGGUGUUUACACUUGUGAAGGAUAUAACGAAUAUGGACAGCCUUCAAUAAUGAACGUGACUUUAUUCGUUAGAUGUUCCCCACGUCCGCUACACCAGUUCAAACGGAAUAUUACAAGCAUUUUACAUACUCCUGUAACACUGAGCUUUACCACACUAGCAUACCCAGAGCCCGGUCCUUCAGGUUUCUCAUGGCACAAAGAAGAUGGUGUGAGAUGGACGCCGUUGUUGAGCAAUACUGAUUUGAAGAUAUCUUCAUCUGGACUGCAGACUAAUCUGUCUCUCCUAAAUGUAUCACAGACUGAUUAUGGACAAUACAGAGUAACGGUGGUUAACAGUCUUGGCUCUUUUGCACAGUACAUGUAUCUUAAACAUGAAGAAAUCACGACGCAAAGCCAGAUACUCACGAAUAGAGAGUCGACCGUACCGAAUCAGAUAUCAGGAAACAAUAACGUAGAGCCUGACAACACUGCGAUGAUUGUAGGAGUUACACUUGGUAUAAUUAGUACAGUAGUUGUUGUUUAUGCAAUCUAUGUUACUAUCUUACUGAAACGGAAAUCGAUAGACAAAGGAGCCGGUCAGCGGAACAGAUCGACUACCCAAACCACUUACGUGAAUAUGGGAUUCAAAUCGGAUUCCAUUGGCAACCAGGACUGUACAAGUAGCAGCAACAAUACUGAUACUUUUAAAGCAGACAAAGGCAGUUCUGAAGAACAAUACACAAGUCUUCACCUGGAG
Molecule: messenger RNA, 2617 nt
Organism: Mercenaria mercenaria
Lineage: Eukaryota; Metazoa; Mollusca; Bivalvia; Venerida; Veneridae
Product: nephrin-like
Exons: 12
Biological process (GO): cell-cell adhesion
Cellular component (GO): cell-cell junction
Molecular function (GO): cell adhesion molecule binding
Source: RefSeq, a predicted model, not a curated record